Molecule: messenger RNA, 3802 nt
Organism: Sus scrofa (pig)
Lineage: Eukaryota; Metazoa; Chordata; Mammalia; Artiodactyla; Suidae
Gene: GPR108
Product: G protein-coupled receptor 108
Biological process (GO): transport
Cellular component (GO): Golgi apparatus; membrane
Source: RefSeq, a predicted model, not a curated record
CGGGCCUGGAGGCGUCAGAGGCGGUAUCAGGGGAGGCGGUGGCUCCAGAGAUGGCAGUGAGCGAGAGGAGGGGGCUCGCCCGCGGGAGACCCGCGGAGUGGGGCCAGCGGCUCUUUCUGCUGCUGCUGUUAGGAGGCUGCUCUGGGCGCAUCCACCGGCUGACGCUGACGGGGGAGAAGCGAGCCGACAUCCAGCUGAACAGCUUUGGCUUCUACACCAACGGCUCUCUGGAGGUAGACCUGAGCCUCCUGCGGCUGGGCCUCCAGGAGACAGAAGAGAAAGCUCCGCUGGUGGGGUUCAGUCUGACCCGAGUUCGAUCUGGCAGUGUUCGCUCCUACUCAAGCCAGCACUCCCACGACUGCCCUCUCCAUAGAAACAGCAGCAACCUCCUGGUUCUCUUCCUCAUCAACACCAAGGAUCUGCAGGUCCAGGUGCGGAAGUAUGGAGAGCAGAAGAAGCUGUUCAUCUCUCCUGGGCUCCUUCCAGAAGUGCCCUCCAAACCAGGGCUCCCAAAAUCAGAGCACCCGGAUACCCCUAAGGUGGAUGGUGGGACCACCACUGCGCCCGACAAGGCCAAGGCAACACCCACAGUGUCCCAAGGAGACCAGCAGGGCAUCAAUGGGAAGGACCAGGAACUGGUGUUGGGCCUGGGCCAUCUCAACAACUCCUACAAUUUCAGUUUCCAUGUGGUGAUCGGCUCUAGGGCCGAGGAAGGCCAGUACAACCUCAACUUCCACAACUGCCACAACUCCGUGCCAGGCCAGGAGCAACCAUUCGACAUCACGGUCAUGAUCCGGGAGAAGAACCCGGAGGGUUUCCUGUCGGCAGCGGAAAUCCCCCUCUUCAAGCUGUACAUGGUCAUGUCCGCCUGCUUCCUGGCCGCCGGUGUCUUCUGGGUGUCUGUCCUCUGCAAGAACACGUACAACGUCUUCAAGAUCCACUGGCUCAUGGCAGCCCUGGCUUUCACCAAGAGCAUCUCUCUCCUCUUCCACAGUAUCAACUACUACUUCAUCAACAGCCAGGGCCACCCCAUCGAAGGCCUCGCUGUCAUGCACUACAUCACGCAUCUGCUGAAGGGUGCCCUCCUCUUCAUCACCAUUGCCCUAAUCGGCUCGGGCUGGGCCUUCGUCAAGUACGUCCUGUCCGACAAGGAGAAGAAGAUCUUCGGGAUCGUGAUCCCACUGCAGGUCCUAGCCAACGUGGCCUACAUCGUCAUCGAGUCACGUGAGGAGGGCGCCAGCGACUAUGGGAUCUGGAAGGAGAUCCUCUUCCUGGUGGAUCUCAUCUGCUGUGGCGCCAUCCUCUUCCCCGUGGUCUGGUCCAUCCGGCAUCUCCAGGAUGCUUCUGGCACUGAUGGGAAAGUGGCAGUGAACCUGGCCAAGCUGAAGCUGUUCCGGCAUUACUAUGUUAUGGUCAUCUGUUACAUCUACUUUACGCGGAUCAUCGCCAUCCUGCUGCAGGUAGCCGUGCCCUUCCAGUGGCAGUGGCUGUACCAGUUCUUGGUGGAGGGCUCCACGCUCGCUUUCUUCGUGCUCACGGGCUACAAGUUCCAGCCGGCAAGGGAUAACCCAUACCUACAGCUGCCCCAAGAGGACGAGGAGGACGUGCAGAUGGAGCAAGUUGCGGAGAGGAGGAGGGGGCGGGUGCUCACACGGCGCCCCGCUGCCGGGGACCCGAGUUCCUGGAGCCCGUUCGGAAGAAGACAGACAGCCCCCUUUCCCCCAAGUAUUGAGCAUCCUGUCCCCACCUGGGGACCACCCUCCACUUGCUGCUGUACAAUAAUGACCAAUCUGUUUUGCUACCCUGGUGUCUUGCCUUUUGGCGGGGGGUGGAGAGCUAACACAGAGGUUACGUUUGAAAUUUCGGGACCCGUCGGAGCCAGGAGGGCAGGGAGAGGUUGCAGUAUCCAUUGCUUUGCACUGUCCAUAAAUGGUAAUUGAGCCACGGAUGCAUGCGGGCGCCCUAUGCCAGGUCCUGAGGACCGAGCAGUGCCCAAGACCCACCCAGUCCCAACAUCACAGGGCCCUGACCCAGCCUGGGGAAUCAGGGGUGAGCAGAGGGUUGAGGGGAAGGACACAAGUCCAGAUGAGACGACAACAUUUGCAAAGGCUGAAAGGGGGGGAAAAUGGUGAAUGGAUGACCCACAAGGGGUACUGGCUGAGUGCUGUAUGCCACACCCUAUUCUAAGGCCUCCGUGGUCUUUAACUCAUUGAAAAGCAUUCGAGGCACAGAAAGGCUGUGUAACUGACACAGGGUAACACAGCAAACAAGUUGUUGGAAGACUCAGGACUCAAAACGCCAGCAGUCUGGUUCCAGUGCUGCCCUUGACCACUGCAUGCACUGCCCCUCUCACCUAGACGCUUUGUGACCAAGCCUCUUGGCCCUGCCCCCAUUUGCUGUGUGACCCGGUUAAGUGGUUUAAUCUGUUUCCUUGCAUGUAAAACACGGACCCCACAGAGUUGAGUAUCGCAUGUGAUAACGGGAGGCUGUGCCCUGCCACACAGUCUGACUUUUCACAGAUUUCCCUGAAACUUGAGGGGUGACUUCAGGUUAGGGAUGCACCUGUGCAAACCUGCGCACACACCUGUGGGCAGGCUCCCAUGGUGCCCCACUUCGCCCUUUAAUCUCUUGGAGCUCUGAGAAAUACUCCUCCAUAGGGGCCACAGGCCUGGGGCAGAGGGAGGGAAUCAGGCUGGGGUCAAGGCUUCCUGAAAGAGGAAACGUAUAACUGGGGCCAGACAAAGAAGGAAGUGGGAAGGCAUUUUGCAGACUGAGGAAAUUAUGCAGCAAGAUGAUGCCCAGAAUAGCUUGCAGGUUCUACUGUGGGUCUGGCUGGGGCCAGUGGGAGGGCAACAGCAGCUGGCAGAAGCCUAAAGACAGGCAGAUACACUUGGAUUUGAUGCCGGGACCUACUGGGGCCAAGGAAGAGUUUAAAGCAGGGAGGGACAUGGCCAAACAGGGGUGAUGUUUUACGCCACAUGCACGCUGGGGUGUGCAGAGUUGUGGCUCCCCCAAGUUGUCCCUGUCCUAAUCCCCAGAACCUAAGACUGUUCCCUUACAAGAGGCACAUGAUUCAAUUAAGAACCUUGGGGGUUGAGGGGAAAGAGUUCCUUGAUGGCCCAGAGGUUAAGGAUCAGCAUUGUCAAUACUGUGGUUGGGAUUCCAUCCCUGGCCUGGAAACUUCUGCAUGCCCUAGAUAUGGCCAAAAAAAAAUCUUAGAAUGAGGGAUGAUUCUGGAUUAUUCGAGUGGAUGCCAUGUCAUUACAAGACUUGCCAUGUGCUGGGUGCUGGGCUGAACAUUAGCCUUGCGUGAUGCCACCUGCUGUCACCCCAAAACUCAGAAGGAGAUUCUGUGGCUGUGAAUGUCUAAUUUACAGAUGAGGAAUCAAGGCUGGGAGAAGACAGAGCCUGGAAUCAAAACCUCUGCAAAUGGUAUUCUUUCAUUCUUUUUUAUGGCUGAGUAAUAUUGCAUCGCAUAUGUGUAAAAACAUCUUUAUCCAUUCCUCUGUCAAUGGACAUUUAGCUUGCUUCCAUGUUUUGGCUCUUCGGAAGAUAGUGCUGCUUUGAACAUUCAGAUGCAAGUGUCUUUCAAAUUAGGGUUUCUCCAGAUAUAUGGCCAGGAAGUGGGAGUGCAGGAUCAUAUGGUGAUUCUAUAUUUUUUUAAGGAAACUCCAUACAGUUAUCACACUAAGUGAAGUAAGCCAGACUGAGAAAGACAAAUAUCAUAUGAUAUUGCUUAUAUGUAGAAUCUAAAAAGAAAAAAAGGAACUAUUUGUAUUAUGUAAUACAAAACAGAAAUAGA